AUGGUAGGCACGCGAGCUCAUUUAAUGUUUGAUAGUCAGUCUUCAUUUCAUAAAACUAGAGACUACUUGAGAGUGACUGCUCUGCAAGAUUCAUGGGAACGAUCUGGAUUCGAAAAUGGAAAAGAGAACAUUGUCAACCACUACUAUUCGGACACAGACACCUACGUUCUCGUAGACAGUGUCUCUAUUGUUAUAAAAGUAACCAAAGAUCAAGUCUGGGAAAUGUACGGAGGUUUCUUGAUUACUUAUUCUAUGGAGAUCGGAUGGGAUGAACUUGUUCGUAGUAUGAGCCCAAACUUGAAAGGAUUCUUGGAUAAUCUGGACAGUCUUCAUUAUUUUAUUGAUCAUGUCGUCUACAAAGCAAACCUUCGUGGUCCGUCAUUUCGUUGUGAAGAGAAUCCAGAUGGAACACUGAUGCUUCAUUACUUCACUGGACGUCCGGGAUUGUAUCAUAUUGUGAAAGGAGUAGUUAAAGAAGUGGCUAAACUCGUGUUCAAUUUAGAUAUAACCUUGUCAGUUCAAGGAAGAACUCAGAGAAGUGUUCAUAUGAACAAUGGAGAACGAGUAGAGGAACAUGUGAUCUUUCUGAUCAAGAAUGUUGGGGAGAAUCGGCGUGACUCAGAGGCUUCUACCGUCAGUCUUAUGACAUCGGCCGCUCCAGACUUCGGCGAAAUCGUAGAUGAUAAUCUCAGAAUGUCACUUCAAGACUUUUCGAAAGCACUCCCGUAUCAUUUCGUGUUAGAUGAAUCAUGCAAACUUGUUCAAUGUGGAGAUGAACUAUACAAUCAUAUUCCGAAUGAACUUUUGAAACCGGGAACUCCCAUUUUAAGAAUUUUUGAGAUCAAUCGGCCUCAAAUACCUUUGGAUUUUGAGAACAUCUGUAAUUUCAUCAAUGCGGUAUUCGUUCUCCAAGUGAAGACUUCUCCCUUGAAGAAGAAACACAUGGAUGCAUUGACAAAAGAGGAACAAGAGCAGGAAGCAGAUGCUAUGGAAGCUGAAAAUACAUCAAAUGAACUGACUCAGGGUUGCCAUUUGAAACUCAAAGGUCAAAUGAUGAUGUUGUCCACUAAGAAACAUAUCAUCUACCUUUGUUCUCCUUAUGUUACUUCCAUUAAUGAAUUAAUGCAGUUUGGAAUGCGUCUUACCGCUAUGCCGCUUCAUGAUGCAACCCGUGAUCUUAUUCUUCUGAAUCAGCAAAGACUUACAGAUGUGGAAGUGAAUCUACAAUUGGAAGCAAACAAUGAACAAUUGGAGACAAUGACUCGCGAAUUGGAGGUGGAGCGUAAAAAAACUGACUCAAUUCUCAAAGAUAUGCUUCCAAGAAAGAUUGCUAAACAAUUGCUCAGUGGAGAACAUAUUGAACCUUGUGAAUAUGAGGCAACGGUCAUGUUUUGUGAUCUUCCUGCUUUCCAACAAAUCAUACCAGUUUGCCAACCAAAGAAUAUUGUGAAGCUCUUGAAUGAAGUCUUCUUCAAACUGGAUCGCAUUGUUGUUCUUCGCGGUGUUUACAAAGUGGAAACGGUUUCAGACAGCUAUAUGACAGUGUCUGGGAUCCCUGACUAUACGAAUGAGCAUGCUGAAACAAUGUGUCACGUAGCUCUGGGAAUGAUGUGGGAAGCUCGAUCAGUGAUGGAUCCAGUCAACAAUACUCCAUUCUUACUACGAAUUGGUCUACAUUCUGGAACAAUUAUAGCAGGUGUUGUUGGAACCAAAAUGCCCCGUUAUUGUCUUUUUGGCGAGACAGUUACAUUGGCUUCUCAAAUGGAAUCACUCGGAUUGGCAGGAAAGAUACAGUGUAGCAAAUGGACCUACAUGCAGGCAAUGGAAACUGGAAGAUUUGAAUUCGCUCCAAGAGGAAGAAUUACAGUAAAAGGAAGAGGAGAUGUGGAAACAUAUUUUUUAACAAGAAGUUUGAAAAAGAGCAUUUGGGAAAUCACGGAUCACGAAAGAGACGUGAACGUCAACAGUAUUGAAGGAUAUGAAGAGCUCGAGACAUCGAUUGAAAGUGCUCAAGCGGCCAGGAAUGAUAACACCACAAAAGCUAAUCAAAAUAAUUCUGCAGCGUGUACAAUUGCAUGA
Caenorhabditis remanei is the source of this 2079-nucleotide messenger RNA. RefSeq lists its product as uncharacterized. The record is from RefSeq and is a predicted model, not a curated record. The coding region runs from base 1 to 2079 and encodes 692 amino acids. Gene Ontology annotation, molecular function: heme binding; guanylate cyclase activity. The transcript is spliced from 8 exons. Gene Ontology annotation, cellular component: guanylate cyclase complex, soluble. Lineage: Eukaryota; Metazoa; Nematoda; Chromadorea; Rhabditida; Rhabditidae. Gene Ontology annotation, biological process: cGMP biosynthetic process; response to oxygen levels.